CUUUUACAUACGGUUAUUCGAUAAUUACCAAGGCCGUUCAGGUUACUCAAAUAAGGGAGAACGCAAUAGUACAUGAUACAGACCGCGCCUUGCGCCUAAUGGUGGCAAAUACGAGGUUGCGCCAAUUGCAAGCAAUGGAUUUGAUUCGCGAUGGAACUCGUGCUGAAACAAAAAAAGUUCAAACAUGUAGUGUCACAACCUGCAAUAUUAUUACAGAUGCCAAACACCGAGCGCUGAAUGCCAACUACCAAACACUGACCACCAAACACCAUCCAAAAAGGGUACCAGAAUUGAAUAAAGUGUACAACAAAAACUUUUAGCAUUGACUGGUGACUGUUGACGCCAGAAAAACAUGGCAAUAGC
Messenger RNA from Owenia fusiformis, 363 nucleotides. The record is from the annotation of a GenBank genome assembly. NCBI's taxonomy places the organism in Eukaryota, Metazoa, Annelida, Polychaeta, Sabellida, Oweniidae.